GAAAAAGAAUCGAUACCCAUGUCGCCUUCUUUUAUUUUACUAUCCAUCAGUUCAUCAAAUCAGUCCCAAAAACAAAAACCCACCGCUACAAGCAUGAAAUCCGGUCAUGGGGUCACUUUUUCUCCUGUUUCUCUUCGUUUCAGAUCGUGUCUUCAAUUGCAAUGAAGCUACAAGCAUGGCGCAAGUAAAUGGGUCUUCUGAAAUGGUUCCAUUGGUGGAUAGGGAAGCGAUAAAGAUGAUGAAGUUGUUCAAUGAGAGCAGGAGAAAGCUGGGGAGUUUCCAGAUAUGCGCUGUUUGUACAUGCUGUGGUGGAGCUAAAGGUCUUUGCUUACCAUCUCCUUGUUGCUACGCAAUCAAUUGCAACAUUCCAAACAGACCCUUUGGCUUCUGUUCUUUCACUCCCAAAACCUGUAAUUGCUUUGGAUGCCAUCUCUAAAUCCUUGUUUUUCUCACGUUUUGGUUGUUUUAUUUCAGGGUUUUAAAAUAUUAUUGAUUCUGAUGCAUGUUUGAAAGUGGAGAAAGAGAAUAUCUGUUCUUUUUCAUUUGUGUGUUUAUAAAACUUCAUAGGGAGUUUGCUGUUUCCAGUUUAGCUUUUUGGCUAUCUCCAAUGGGAUUUGUCUAUAAUUUUUGUUUUUUCAAGGAAGUAGCACUGCCUGGAAAUUGUAUUAGAGCACAAGAUAUGGUAAUGAGAAAGAGGCUCAGAAUUGGCUUCCGACUGUACUAGAUUCGUCCUUAUUGA
Hibiscus syriacus is the source of this 739-nucleotide messenger RNA. RefSeq lists its product as uncharacterized. Bases 107 to 436 code for a protein of 109 amino acids. The transcript is spliced from 2 exons. Lineage: Eukaryota; Viridiplantae; Streptophyta; Magnoliopsida; Malvales; Malvaceae. The record is from RefSeq and is a predicted model, not a curated record.